Messenger RNA from Lactuca virosa, 717 nucleotides. Lineage: Eukaryota; Viridiplantae; Streptophyta; Magnoliopsida; Asterales; Asteraceae. The record is from the annotation of a GenBank genome assembly.
AUGAAGAAAAGUUGGACCGUCAAAAUUCAAGUUAUAGAAUGUGGUCAUAAACAACUUAGUAACGCAAAAAGAGAAUUUAGGAGACUCAUGUUUGUAGACACACAGGGGACAAGAGUGUCGGCCUUAAUCUAUAGUAGUGACCUUGAUUUUUUUGAAAAUACAUUCAAACCAUACAAUCGCUAUCAAAUUUCAAAUGCAAAUUUGAGACUCACAGAACCACGUUUUCAACUCGAUAGCUAUGAAUUUUCUUGGACACUAAGCAAACAAACACUGAUUGAACCCAUCGAAGAACAAACCCCACCGCCACUCCCAUGCCAAUUUAACUUUACCCCAUUUAGUGACCUAUACAAGGAUGUAAUCAUUGUAAAUGAGGAGAAAAAACUUUUACUUCUAACAUUAUGGAAUCCCAUCGAUGAAAUUGAAGGAAAUGCCUUGGACAAAAUAACCAAUACUGGGCCUUUGGUAUUUGCAAUGAGGGUAAAGGUGACAACAUUCUAUGGACAAUCACUCACUACAAGCCCCGGAUCUUCAAUUCUUAUAAAUCCACCGGUGAAAGAUGAUCUAAAACUACAAGACUGGUACACACACAACAAAGCAGAAAUUAAAGCACUCCUUCAGAAUGAAACAUACAAGGAUACUGAGAUUCUUUUGCCACCUCCCGAAGACAAAGACAUACUUCCAAUAGGCAGGGCAAUUCUAAGGAUGAAAAAUGUAUGA